This is a messenger RNA of Tarenaya hassleriana, 932 nucleotides long. Its product is annotated as 30S ribosomal protein S10, chloroplastic. The record is from RefSeq and is a predicted model, not a curated record. Gene Ontology annotation, molecular function: structural constituent of ribosome; RNA binding. The transcript is spliced from 5 exons. NCBI's taxonomy places the organism in Eukaryota, Viridiplantae, Streptophyta, Magnoliopsida, Brassicales, Cleomaceae. Gene Ontology annotation, biological process: translation. Gene Ontology annotation, cellular component: mitochondrion; small ribosomal subunit; ribosome. Bases 47 to 631 code for a protein of 194 amino acids.
CCGAUUCUGGAGGCGUUGAAGGACGAACAGAGUGAUCCUUUCGUCCAUGGCGGUUUCUUCUGUAUCCUCUAUCCUUUUGCCCUCUCUCGUAAUCCCAACUUCUUCUGCUUCUAACUCUAAACAAAAGAUCUCUCCCUUCUCCUUGCUUUCCUCUUCUAUCCAUGGCGGCUUCGGUUCCUGCGUCCUUAUACCCUCCUCGUCGUCAAGGGUCUUCGCUGCUCCUCAAGCCCUCGACCCAGCUCCUGAAAUCCUCGAAGAAUCCGGUUCCCAUGACUCCGAGGCUCCAAGCGUUCCUUCGAUCAGUGCAGAUGUGGAUAAGAUGGCGCCAAAGCAAAAGAUUAGGAUCAAGCUUAGGUCUUACUGGGUGCCUCUCAUCGAGGACUCAUGCAAGCAGAUACUCGAGUCGGCAAGAAAUACCAACGCAAAGACAAUGGGUCCGGUGCCAUUACCGACCAAGAAACGUAUCUACUGUGUUCUCAAGUCCCCGCACGUCCACAAGGACGCAAGGUUCCAUUUUGAAAUCAGGACCCAUCAGCGCUUGAUCGACAUUCUGCACCCUACAGCCCAAACGAUCGAUUCUUUGAUGCAACUUGAUCUUCCUGCUGGAGUAGAUGUUGAGGUGAAGCUCUGAAGGCACAGCAACGUAUGAUCGUCCCCCCAUAGGACUCACCGCAUGAACAGAAACUGUUUCAGAUCAACUGCACUGGUAAGCCGAAAUGGAACCCUGGUAUCUACCAAGAUGCGAGUGAGCCACAGCUCCUAUCAAAGCUUGAAUCUUUUUCCUUAGAAGCCGUUUGGCUCUUUGUGUGUGUGGGUUGGCCGGAACAUUUGUAUAAUAUUAUGAUAUUUAACAAAAAAGAAACAAGUGUGGAGAAUAUUAAAACCCUCAUGCCAUAUGCUUUUAAGAUAUUGGUGUGACUAAUAUUCGUUUA